Exophiala viscosa is the source of this 1320-nucleotide messenger RNA. RefSeq names its product phosphoadenosine phosphosulfate reductase. The transcript has a single exon. NCBI's taxonomy places the organism in Eukaryota, Fungi, Ascomycota, Eurotiomycetes, Chaetothyriales, Herpotrichiellaceae. The coding region runs from base 152 to 1075 and encodes 307 amino acids. Gene Ontology annotation, molecular function: phosphoadenylyl-sulfate reductase (thioredoxin) activity. Gene Ontology annotation, cellular component: cytoplasm. The record is from RefSeq and is a predicted model, not a curated record.
UGUAAAAAGGUGGGCUUCUAUUACUUCCCUUGCUUCCCAAUGUGCGCCCUCAUCUCAGUUCCCUCCCCAUUGCUCAUCACUCUCCUGCUUCUUUAACCUGUCGUCACCUCCCUCGACAGACUAAAGAGCCAUUGCCACAGCAUUCAUCACCAUGUCGUCCUCGUCCAGAAACCAGUCCCCAUACAGCAGCUGCGAGAGCAGCCCCUCGUUGAGUGGUGCCGACUCAGGUUAUGCCAGCGUCCAGAACAGUGAAAUCAGCAUGCCUGAGGUGUACUUCACCAAACCUCAUCUCCAGUUCCUUAACCGCCAACUUCAGUUCCUCGAGCCGCAAGACAUCCUGCGAUGGUGCAUUACCACCCUGCCCCACCUCUUCCAGACAACCGCCUUUGGCCUUACCGGGCUGGUUCAGUUGGACAUGCUCUCCAAGUUGAAGAUCCCCCGGCCACAGAUGGUUGACCUUGUCUUCAUCGACACCCUGCACCACUUCGGUGAGACCAUGGAGUUGUUGGAUCGUGUACGGUCAAGAUAUCCUCUGGUCAACAUUCAUGUCUAUAAGCCACAAGGUGUGGAGACAGCCCAGCAGUUCGCUAAGAAAUACGGUGAUAAACUGUGGGAGACGGACGACAAUCGAUACGAUUACUUGGUCAAGGUCGAGCCGGCGCAACGAGCCUACCGUGAGUUGCAAGCAUGCGCCGUUCUUACGGGCAGACGGAGAAGCCAGGGAGGCAAGAGAGGCGACCUGGACAUCAUCGAGAUCGACGAGGCUGGCUUGAUCAAGAUCAACCCCAUGGCCAACUGGUCAUUCGAGCAGAUCCAGCAAUAUGUCAAGGAAAACGACGUACCAUACAACGCUCUGCUUGACCGAGGAUACAAGAGCGUCGGCGACUGGCACUCGACCAGCCCUGUGAAAGAGGGUGAGGAUGAACGUGCCGGUCGUUGGAAGGGCCAGAAGAAGACCGAGUGUGGCAUUCAUAAUCCUCGUUCCAAGUACGCACAAUUCCUCUUUGAACAAGAGAAGAAGAGAGAACGGGAAGCCCUUGACCAAGCUUUGCAGCAGGUAACACUCGAAGCAUGAUCUGUACGACAUUGAGGAUUUGGUCUUUUUCAGCAUAGCGUUGGCGUUUCCAUUAUUCAGCAUUAGCGAUGGCCCACGAUCAAGGUUCUGCAUGAGGGGAAUCUGUAUGACAUGAAAAGCAUGAUAUCGGCCACAACAUUUAUUACAUGGAAGGGGGCUAGAUGAGCAUCUCAAGAUGGUAUAUACACAAAAGCGCAGCGGUCGCCUACUUUGAUGCAGUUCAAGUGUUUGACUUGUUAUGCCUA